Molecule: messenger RNA, 2528 nt
Organism: Phyllopteryx taeniolatus (common seadragon)
Lineage: Eukaryota; Metazoa; Chordata; Actinopteri; Syngnathiformes; Syngnathidae
Product: mucin-2-like
Exons: 3
Coding region: 246-1964 (572 amino acids)
Source: RefSeq, a predicted model, not a curated record
CUUAUUGUAUUCUUUUGUGUGUGUGUGUGUGUGUGUGUGAGAUGGUUUUUUUCUAAUCGCUUGAAUAAUUGAUCAAUAUAAUAGUUGAAGAAUUAAUCAUGUUGAAAAAUUGAUGUCCUUCAGUGCUUCUACGCACGGCUAGGUCUCCUCCUCCAGCUGGGUAUCAAUGACCCACCUGCGGAGGUGUUUGGUAAAAGCAUACCCCUUGCUUAAAAUUAUUGGAUUUGCAAUUACGCGGGUCUACCAUGAACGUCUCACGGUGCUUGCUGGCCCUUUUUGUUGUGGUACGCCGGGCCGAGUCUCACUGCUCGCCCACUUCUUACUACAAAAACUGCUGGGUUCGGAGCUUCCCGGGAGUCCUCGUGGACACGGAGGCGUCCGAGAAGCGAGGGGCGCGGCUGCUGAGGAUUUACCGGGAGGAGAGCGCGCUGACAUGCAGCCGCAGUUGCUGCCUGAGCCGAAAUGCAUCUUGUAACGUGGCCGUGUUUCACCAUGACGGCUCGCAAGACAACUGUUGCCAUUUGCACUGUCCAGCUUUGGAGAGCUGCAUCGUAAACCGCAGCACUAAUGCUGUCCUCUACAACAUCACCCACGGUAUGGAUCCAGACCUGUUGGUGUUUGGCAAACACCUGACCUCCCACGCCCACGUGGGUCACGUCAACGCCUCUGACCUGCUUCCCUUGGACAAGCGACAAUUCUUUCAUCCACCUCCGCCUGUUGCCACCCUUAAACCAACCACCUCCGGCACCACUGGCACUCCCAAAACCACCAGGAGACCCUCAACAGUCACUCUGAAACCUCCCUCAUCAGCCAUCACCACAUUCCAGAUAACCAUAACUCCUCCAUCCUCCCAAACCACCCCCUUUGGUCCUUACCGUGUCCCAACACCUCCUACCUUACCGCCCACAACUACCACCGACCGUCCUCAGACAUCCUCUACGUCCACAGGCGGCGAUCUGAGGAGCCAAACUUUGGUUAAAGGCCCAGACACCAAUGAUCCGAGCACCCAAACAUGGGUUAAAGAACAAGAAACCAGUGAUCUGAGUGCCCAAUUGUCUGUUAAAGAGCAUGACACCGAUGAUUUGAACACCCAAUUGUCAGUUAAAAAGCGAGACACCAAGGAACCGAGCACCCCCACAUCGGUUAAAGAGCGAAACACAAAUGAUCUGAGCAACCACUCGGUUACAGAGCGAGACACUAAGGAUCCGAGCACCCAAUCAUCUGUUAAAGUGGAAGACAUCAACAAUCUGAGCACCCAAACAUGGUUUAAAGAGCGAGACACCAAAGAUCUGAGCACCCAGAUAUCUGUUAAAGAGCAAACCAAAAAUGAUCCAAGCACCCAAUUGUUGGUUAAAGAGAGAGAGACAAAGGAUCUGAGCACUGGAUUGUCUGUUAAAGAGCAAAACACCAACGAUCCGAGCACCCAAACAUGGUUUAAAAAGCGACACACUAACAAUCUGAGCACCAAAUCGCCAGUUAAAAAGCAAGACAAAAAUGAUCCAAGUACACAAACAUCAGUUAAAGAGCGAGACACCAACAAUCUGAGCACCCAAACAUCAGUUAAAGAGCAAAACACAAAUUAUCAGAGCACCCAAACGUUGAUUAAAAAGGAAGACACCAAUGAUUUGAGCACCCAAACGUCGGUUAAAGAGCAGGGCACUAACAAUCCGAGUACCCAGACGUCAUUUCAAGAGCGAGACGGUAACAAUUUGAGGACCCAAACGUCGGAUAAGGAACGAGGUUCAACGCCGGGUGGAGAAGACACCUCGCCGGAUUUAAGACCCGGGUAUCACGGCCUGCCGGUUGUGCUGGUCACCUGUGUUGCGGUAUUGCUGGGCUGUUCCGUCUGGAUGCUUGCAAGCUGGAGGAUGAAGAGGAGGAGGAUGGAAUGCUACCGGACGUCCGGGAGAAGACGGGCCACGCGUGAGAUCAAGUAUGAGCUGGUCGUAGAGGGUAACAACUAACUGAAGGUUUUGAAGGGGGUUCUGAUCUGGAAUUCUCUUUUAACGGUUACAGGGGUUUUCAAACUUUUGCGUUCCUGGGACCCCUUACCAUAGAGACAUUUUUCCAAGGAAUCCAGAAGCUAAUUAAACUACCAUCCAUUUUCUCUGCUGCUUAUCCUCACAAGGGUCUUGGAAAUUGAUCCUAUUCCAGCUUGCUUCUGCGAGAGGUGGGCUAAACCCUAAAUUGGUUAACAGCCAAUUGCAGGGCACAUACAGUCAUAGAACCAUUAAUACCAAUUUAGAUUAGAAUCUUUGUCGUUGCACAUAUUCCCCUUUUUUUUUCUUUUUUAAAGUUUUUUUUCAUUAUUUAUAUUUUUGGGAGGAAAAAAUAUAAUCUUAGAAUAAAGACUUACAUUUUCUAGCUCAAAAUCUUUCUGAGAAAAAAAGAUAUUACAAGAACAAAGAAAUUUUAUUGGCAUGAAGUAAUUCUCGCAAGAAAAAUUAUUUUGAGGAAAAAAAAAAAAAUCAAGAAAAAACAUGACAGAAACUAUUAUUUUUCAAAAUAAAAAUAAGUUAUAUAACAGG